Ailuropoda melanoleuca (giant panda) is the source of this 1560-nucleotide messenger RNA. It is a transcript of the gene PSMD13, whose product is annotated as proteasome 26S subunit, non-ATPase 13. The transcript has 13 exons. Gene Ontology annotation, molecular function: structural molecule activity. NCBI's taxonomy places the organism in Eukaryota, Metazoa, Chordata, Mammalia, Carnivora, Ursidae. The record is from RefSeq and is a predicted model, not a curated record. Gene Ontology annotation, cellular component: proteasome regulatory particle, lid subcomplex; cytosol; nucleus. Bases 83 to 1213 code for a protein of 376 amino acids. Gene Ontology annotation, biological process: ubiquitin-dependent protein catabolic process.
GAAGUGAGUGAGCAUUUCCGGCGGCCAUUCCCGCGGCGCUGACACCUCCGUCGUACAGCUGUCCCUGGCUCUUCCUGCCGUCAUGAAGGACGUUCCUGGCUUCUUACAGCAGAGCCAGAGCUCCGGGCCCGGCCAGGCCGCCGUGUGGCACCGUCUGGAGGAGCUCUACACGAAGAAGUUGUGGCAUCAACUGACACUCCAGGUGCUUGAUUUUGUGCAGGACCCAUGCUUUGCCCAAGGAGAUGGCCUCAUAAAGCUUUAUGAAAACUUCAUCAGUGAAUUUGAACACAGGGUGAACCCUUUGUCCCUGGUAGAAAUCAUUCUUCAUGUAGUUAGACAGAUGACUGAUCCUAAUGUGGCUCUUACUUUUCUGGAAAAGACUCGUGAAAAGGUGAAAAGUAGCGAUGAGGCAGUGAUCCUGUGUAAAACUGCGAUUGGAGCUCUAAAAUUAAACAUCGGGGACCUACAGGUCACAAAGGAAACCAUUGAAGAUGUGGAAGAGACGCUCAGCAGCCUCCCUGGUGUGACGUCGGUUCACAGUCGUUUCUACGACCUCUCCAGUAAAUACUAUCAAACAGUCGGGAACCACGCAGCCUACUACAGAGAUGCCCUGCGGUUCCUGGGCUGUGUCGACAUCAAGGAUCUGCCAGUGUCUGAGCAGCAGGAGAGAGCUUUCACGCUGGGACUAGCAGGACUGCUUGGCGAGGGAGUUUUUAACUUUGGAGAACUUCUCAUGCACCCCGUGCUGGAAUCACUGAGGAGCACUGACCGGCAGUGGCUGAUUGACACCCUUUACGCCUUUAACAGUGGCAACGUGGAGAGAUUCCAGACGCUGAAGACCGCCUGGGGCCAGCAGCCUGAUUUAGCAGCCAACGAACCCCAGCUUCUGAGGAAAAUUCAGUUGUUGUGCCUCAUGGAGAUGACUUUCACACGACCUGCCAAUCACAGACAACUCACUUUUGAAGAAAUUGCCAAAAGUGCUAAAAUCACCGUGAACGAGGUGGAGUUGCUGGUGAUGAAGGCGCUCUCGGUGGGUCUGGUGAAAGGCAGCAUUGACGAGGUGGCUAAGCGGGUUCACAUGACCUGGGUGCAGCCCCGAGUGUUGGAUCUGCAGCAGAUCAAGGGGAUGAAGGACCGCCUGGAGUUCUGGUGCGCUGACGUGAGGAGCAUGGAGAUGCUGGUGGAGCACCAGGCCCACGAUAUCCUCACCUAGCGCCCCCGCCUCACCAUCUGUGGCAGCUGAGAAGAUCUGCGUGUAGUUGGGGGUGGGGGGCGGGAUUCUGUUUGUUCUUCCUGCUGUGAAAACAGGACUGUCACUGAUGGGGGGGGCCUGGCCACAGAGAGAAGCCUCCUUCAUGGGUGUCUCCCAUAGCCCACAGUGGGGGCGUCACGGGUCUCCAGUGACGAGGCGGGCAAGAGUGUGCACGUGCCCCAAGGAAGGAGAAGGAGUAGCCCUGAAGUGUGUGGGGACACCACUCGGAUGCUUGUCUCUACAUCCACCUGUGGACAUCUCUGGUGGCGUAUGAGAAUGUUCCUAUAAUAAACGCCUUUGUUUUGUCC